UAGUUGAACUGUUGUGUGUUUUUGUCUCUGUAUUCAGGCUGUAAAAUGGCAGAAGCCAGAAUUUCAGUGGAUCAGGAUGAGUUUAGGUGUCCAGUGUGUCUGGAUCUCCUGAAGGAUCCUGUGGCCAUUCCCUGUGGACACAGUUACUGUAAGAUCUGUAUUACAGGCUGCUGGGAUCAGGAGGAUCAGAUGAGAGUCUACAGCUGCCCUCAGUGCAGACAGACCUUCAGUCCAAGACCUGCUUUAGCUAAAAACACCAUUCUGGCUGAAAUGGUGGAGAAACUGAAGAAGAUUAAACUUCCUGCUGACUGUUACGCUGGAGCUGGAGAUGUGCAGUGUGACGUCUGUACUGGAAGAAAACACAAAGCCGUCAAGUCCUGUCUGGUGUGUCUGGAGUCUUACUGUCAAACUCAUUUUGACCGUCAUGAGGAAUUUCACUCUCGUAAGCCACAUAAAGUGACUGAAGCCACUGGACGACUGCAGGAGAUGAUCUGCCCGAAACACGACAAGAUCCUUGAGGUUUUCUGCCGCACCGAUCAGGAGUGUAUAUGCGUGCUGUGUAUAAUAGAUGGACAUAAAAACCACGACACUGUAUCAGCUGCAGCACAGAGGACAGAGAAACAGCACCAGCUAAGGGAGACGCAGAGGUGGUUCCAGCAGAGGAUCCAGCAGAGAGAGAAAGAUCUUCAGCAGCUGAGAGAGGCUGUGGAGUCUCAUAAGCGCUCUGCACAGACAGCAGUGGAGGACAGUGAGAGGAUCUUCACUGAGCUCAUCCGCUCCAUUGAGAGAAGCCGCUCUGAGGCCACACAGCGGAUCAGAGAUCAGGAAAAGACUGCAGUGAGUCGAGCUGAAGGACGACUGGAGCGACUGGAGCAGGAGAUCAAUGAUCUGAGGAGGAGAGACGCUGAGCUGGAGCAGCUUUCACACACACAGGAUCACAUCCAUUUCCUGCAGAGUUUCCAGUCUCUCUCAGCUCCUCCUGAAUCUACAGACGUAAAUGACGAUCCCUUCAGUUCUCUCUGCUCUUUUGAUGUUGUGAGAGAAUCUGUCCAUCAGCUGAGAGACAAACUGGAGGAUUUCUGCAAAGAGGAGCUGAAGAAGAUCUCUGAUAGAGUCACUUUCACCAACAUUGUUCCCAGAACCAGGAACGACUUCCUACAAUCGCCGUUCAGGUCAGAGUGUGACCUGCCAGUUUACUCCAUUGUGACCAGAAUAGACUUUAUUUCCACAGCAACAACUAUUUACUUCAGUGUUUCUCAGUUCAAUCUGGAUCUGAACACAGUAAAUAAAUGCCUCCGUCUGUCUGAGGGGAACAGAGUGAUUACAUUCACUGAUAUUUUCAAAGUCCAGCCGUAUCCUGAUCAUCCAGACAGAUUUGAUUAUCUUCAGGUGUUGUGUAGAGAGAGUGUGUGUGGACGCUGUUACUGGGAGAUUGAGUGGAGUGGGAAUAAUGGUGUGUCAAUAUCAGUGUCAUAUAAGAGUAUCAGCAGGAAGGGACGGGGUAAAGAGUGUUUGUUUGGAUCUAAUGAUCAGUCCUGGAGUUUGAUCUGCUCUUCCUCCAGUUGCUCAUUCAGACACAAUAACAUAGAGACUGAACUCCCUGUAAAGCCCAUCAGCAGGAGAAUAGGAGUGUAUGUGGAUCACAGUGCAGGAACUCUGUCCUUCUACAGCAUCAGGAGAAACACAAUGAGCCUCACCCACACAGUCCAGACCACAUUCACUCAGCCGCUCUAUCCUGGGUUUAGUGUUGGUUAUAAAGGAUCAGUGAAACUGUGUUGAUGAAUCAGAAUAGACUGUAGAGAGAUUCUACCCAUAAUGCUUUGAGCUCGUGAUGAAUCAGUAACAGUGAGAUGUUACAGAGUCUCUUAUUUUCUCUUCAUUACAUUAAUACUACAGCUGAACUUCUGUCACUGAAAUAACAUGAAUAAUAAAUGUGUGUAAUGAAUCCUCAUAUAGACACUGAGAUCAAAGUGUGUGACAGAGAGAUAUGUAAUUUGGCAGGGAAACAGUCAAUGACUGUAACAUCAGAUUGAUCAGAGAUACAUCAGAAGAGAGACAGAUGGCAUCAAAUACAGCACUUUACAUCAAAGUCGGUAUGUAUGCCAUACUGUACACAGAUUACCAUGGUAGAGAUUGCCACAUUACUAUAAAUCACUAUGGUAUAGUGAUACCAUUUACUGUAUUGGCAGCAAACUCUUCUAGCAAGAAUCCUCACGGCCAUUUCAUAACUUCAUCACACCUUUUGACAACACACUGAAUGCCAUUACAAAAAUUACUUGGCCAAACUUAAAUGUGACAAAGUCACUACCAGACCCCUUCAACACACAGAGACCAGAAGUUAACAGAUGAAUACAAUUGGAGUUAUAUUAAUAAUCACCCUAAUGCUUCUAAGCGUUAUAAUGGCAGUGCACAGAAACCUGUUUCAACCAGUUUGAAGCUCAAAAAAGUGCAUCCAUCCACCAUAAACGUACUCCACAUGGUUUGUGUAAGAAAAAUAUUCAUAUUUAACAAGUUCUAAGGUCAGAUAUCUGGCUUUAAACACUAGAGAAUAAUGAUGAAUACUGUCUGUACCUCUCACUGAGAGAAAAGUACAACUUAUCAGUAUGUUUUGGGAAUCUUUCCUGUUUAUAGUUAAAGCCUGGGCCAACUUCAGGCUUGAAGAAGCUGUGAAUCAUGUGGAUCUGUGAAUGUUUGUUAAGUGUUCAGUACAGGUGCUGAUGACAAUGUGUGGAAGAUUACUAAUUUUGUCUUUUUUUCUUAGCCAGUCAGAACCGUUUAAUGUAGUUAGUGGACUCUGUUAGAGUAUAAUUGCUGUUGUAUUGAAUGUGUACGCAGAGCGGCCGAAGAACUCCUUG
Molecule: messenger RNA, 2855 nt
Organism: Megalobrama amblycephala (Wuchang bream)
Lineage: Eukaryota; Metazoa; Chordata; Actinopteri; Cypriniformes; Xenocyprididae
Product: tripartite motif-containing protein 16-like
Exons: 7
Coding region: 46-1779 (577 amino acids)
Molecular function (GO): protein binding; zinc ion binding
Source: RefSeq, a predicted model, not a curated record